Molecule: messenger RNA, 1532 nt
Organism: Cuscuta campestris
Lineage: Eukaryota; Viridiplantae; Streptophyta; Magnoliopsida; Solanales; Convolvulaceae
Source: the annotation of a GenBank genome assembly
CUUUUUAUGAUUGGUUUUCACUCUUUGGCAUGUUUAAACGGUUCUCCAACAAAAACACCUUGAAAACCAUCUUUCGCUUUUGGUCGUUUGACAAAAAUCAUUCAAAACGGCAUAAACUUGGCUAGCCGUGGUUUUCACUCAAAUGACGUGGUUUUUAAAGUCUCUUACUUGAUUUCUUAGCCAAAUACAUCAAAUAAGUGUUUUAAACACUUGGUUUUUUAUUUUGGAGAACUUUGAAUUUUUCGGUCGGGUUUCGCAUCGGUUGGCUAGGCCGUGGUUAAGGCAAAAACCAUGGGUUCUUGACUAACCACCCACCCAGCGAUGGGAAGAUCUUCCCAUCGAUGGGUAAGCGGCCCCUCAGCCAAACCAGUUUCCAGAACCAUGCCAAACAGCGAUGGGGAGUUCUACCCAUCGCUGUUAAAGCCUUGGUGCAAUAUUAACACAAGGCAGAACGACCUUGCCCAGCGAUGGGAAACCUAUCCCAUCGAUGGGAACCCAGCGAUGUUGUGGUUGGUCAUCAAGAAUGGCGAGGAAACUCCAAUGAAGAAGGUCGAUGAAAAACUCGUCCCAAAGACCGAGGACGAAUUUGAUGCCGAAGACAUCAAAAAAGUGGAGAACUACGCCAAGGCAAUCAACAUGUUGUACUGCGCGGUCAACCCAGAUGAUUAUCGCAAGAUCUCUUGCUGCACCACUGCCAAAGAAAUGUGGGACAAGCUGGAGGUCACAUAUGAAGGUACGGACCAAGUUCGGGAAGCCAAAAUUGACUUCCUAACGCAGGAGUACGAGAUGUUCAGGAUGAAGGAAGGCGAAAAGAUCGAUGACAUGUUCGAUCGGUUCUCGAAAAUCAUCAACGACCUUCACGCUCUCAAGAAGACGUACACCAACAAGUUUCUCGUGAGGAAAAUCCUGCGGAGCCUCACACCCAAAUGGAGAUCAAAGGCUGACGCAAUCUACGAAUCCAUCGGAGUCUCCAAUGUCACCAUCGACGGGCUAAGAGGUAACCUCAAAACUUAUGAAUCCACUAUUCUAACCCCGUCUUUGGAUGAACAAAAGAAGAAGGGAAUAGCACUGAAAGCAACCAAGGAGACCGUGGAAGAUGACUUAAGCGAUGAUGACAACGAGUUCGGACUCGUCAUCAAGAAGUUCCACAAAUUCAUGAAGAAAGAAUUUGAAUGGAAAGGAAGAAAGCACGACGGGCCCCUAAGUGCUAUGAUUGUGGUGAGAUAGGCCACAUCAAGCCAAGGUGUCCAAAAAGCAAAGGCGGCAAGGAUAAACCUGGCUUCAAAAAGCAACACGCCUACAUCUCUUGGGGAGGCGACUCCGGGGAUGAGUCAACGGAUCAAGAAGAGGAGGAAGUCACCAACCUCUGUCUCAUGGCACACGAAGAUCAAACUGACGACGUUCAAGAGGUAUGUACCAUUUCUUCCGACUUAUUCUUUUGAAGAAAUGCAAGAAGCACUUCAUGAGCUUUAUGACGAAUUUGUUAGCGUUUCUAAAACCAAUAAAUCAUUAAAGAAACGCCUUUCAACCCU